AUGCGGGUGAACUGCAUUAUGAGGUCUGGGUUGCUGUUUGUCACUCUGUCUCUUGCCAUUGCCAAGCUCCAGCAAUCUUCCUUCGCCCAAAGCUGUUACCCAAGAGGAACACUGUCCCAAGCUGUUGAUAUCCUCUAUGUCAAGGCAACAUGGCUCAAAGCAACAAUUCCAGAAGACCGCAUAAAAAAUAUACGAUUAUUAAAAAAGAAAACAAAAAAGCUAUUUAUGAAAAACUGCAGAUUCCAAGAACAGCUUCUGUCUUUCUUCAUGGAAGAUGUUUUUGGUCAACUCCAGUUACAAGUUUGCAAGGAAAUAGACUUUGUGGAAGAUUUUCACAGCCUUAGGCAGAAAUUGAGCCGCUGUGUAAGUAUGCACAGCAAAUACGGCUUGUGGUGGAACAAACGCCCCCAAAUGGCUGCCACCAGCAUCUAUGGCCGUAAGGGUGUCCCAGUUGCCUCCUGCUUCUCUGCGAGACUCUCCAAGAUUUCCUGUGUUUCAUCAGCUAGAGAGAUGAAAUCCAUUACCAGGUUGAAAAGAACAUUUUAUGAGAUUGGAAACAAAGGAAUCUACAAAGCCAUCAGUGAGCUGGAUAUUCUUCUUUCCUGGAUUAAACAAUUCCUGGAAAGCAUUAAGUAAUGCAAGAAGCCAAGUGGAUUGAUUUGAUUAUUAUUUUGAAAUACAAUGAGAACUGCCAGAAAUCAAUUUAUAGCAGUGUACUUAAAAAAAAUGUGUACAUGGUACUGACAGCAAGUUAGAUGAUUCAGAACAGAUUAAUUUAACAUAAUACAAUUUUAGAGAUAAGUAAAUUGUCACUAAUAAGCACAGUCUCUGUAUUUUCAAAGAAUGCUUUCAUCCUGAACAUAUUUUGUCAUUCCCAAGUGCAUUGCAUAAAUUUAACCUAAAGGUGUACAACCAGAAUUAAAUCACAUAAUAUUUGUGG
This is a messenger RNA of Camelus dromedarius (Arabian camel), 940 nucleotides long. It is a transcript of the gene IL26, whose product is annotated as interleukin 26. The record is from RefSeq and is a predicted model, not a curated record. Lineage: Eukaryota; Metazoa; Chordata; Mammalia; Artiodactyla; Camelidae. The coding region runs from base 1 to 636 and encodes 211 amino acids. The transcript has 6 exons.